This is a messenger RNA of Dentiscutata erythropus, 1181 nucleotides long. The record is from the annotation of a GenBank genome assembly. NCBI's taxonomy places the organism in Eukaryota, Fungi, Glomeromycota, Glomeromycetes, Diversisporales, Gigasporaceae.
GGUUUGUUUCUAGUAAUGUUGAUAUAGCGAGUUUGCCACAGACACCUGUAUUUAUUGAAGUAGCAUCAACAGUUCAGCAGAAACUGCUUAAUUCACUUCCUAUAACUGGCUAUUUAGUAAAAGAACAUUUAUCCUGGAAUAUUCAUAGCAUAAACGUAUCCUCUGAGAUAUGUAGUCCAAUUCAAAUUGUAUGUAAUUAUUUAGAUGCAUAUGAUAAGCAUGAAAUUGAUGUAGGAGAUGUGGUGUUUCAUGGUCAAAAGUGCAUAAAAAAACCGUUACCAGCUAAAAAGUGUCAAGAUUUAAUAGCUAAAUACUUCUUUGAAGGAAACGCUGAUGGUAUCUCUUCGUUCCGAUUUGUGGAAAUAUUUGUUAAUGUACUAGCAAAUCAACUUAUUCGCCUUUCGUCAAGUGCUUAUUUCACAGUUGAGAAUUUAAAGUUGAUGAUAAAAGAUGAAACGUUACUAAGAACAACAUUAGUCAAGACGUUAAUUGACAUUUCUAAAGAGUUUGCGACCAGAUCAGUAAAGACUAAAGCGGCACAAUUAGAAUCAACAUCUGAUGAUUAUGAGGCGAAAUUCGAAAUAGUUCAAUGGGAUGCAUCUAAUCAUCUUUUGGUCUGUUUCAUGUCACAAAAUCCAGAUUCAAUUUGUGCUUUGUAUCGUGAAAAAAAUAAGGUUCCUGACAAUGUUAAAGAAUUUCUUAAAAGUCAAUUCAUGGCUGGUCCAAGCAAGUGGGAAUUGGAUGACUAUAAUCGGAUGGCGUCUAAUUUAUUAUUAGAAAAGCUUGAGUGUUUAGCGCGUAGAACGAUGUAUCAUAUUGAUCUUCCACUGUAUGCACUAUCAGCAGACAAUAUAAUAAAAAUGGCAUUAAUAUUGUUAAGGUCACGUGCGAAUGUUCCUGUUGUCGUUAUGGGAGAAGCCGGAUGUGGCAAGUCUAGUUUAAUAGGAUUCUUGGCCAAGGUAGUCGAAGUUAAUUAUGAACCAUUCAAUCUUCAUGCAGGAAUUAAGGAGCAAGAUAUUUUAGAUUUUAUGGACAAGGCUCAGAAAAAGGCUGAUAAUGGCGAAUUGUGGUUAUUCUUUGACGAAAUUAAUACCUGUAACCACAUAGGAUUGCUUGCAAAUUUGAUAGCACAUCGUACGCUUAAAGGGAAAUUAGUGCAUCCUAAUAUUAGACUAUUUUCG